AUGCCCGCCCAGCUUCCCCGUGCGGCGUUCGACCCAAUAUCUCCUGACUUGGAUGUUCGUUCCCUCGUCGAAUCGACGCCAAAUUUCGAGUACGUCGCCAGGAUUCAUUGCGAUUCUAUUGACGAACAUGGAUUAGAGACCUUUGAGAAGUUAGUCUUGCUUCAUGUUGUCUUGGGUGGGCAGCCUCUUGUCAUUGAAGGGUAUGAUCAGAGGUUAGAUAAAUCCAUAUUUUCAGAAAAAUGGCUACGGGAUAACUAUUCAAAGAAAACUGAAAUCGCGCGCAACCUAACGAACAAAUCCGACCUUCCGCUUACUGUCGGCCAUUACUUGAACAACAUGGCACUCUUAACCGACCAGUGGAACGAAUCCACUUAUAGAGAUCCCGAUUUUCAGAGAAUAUAUCUCAAAGACAUCGAUUGUCCUCCCUUGUGGCACGAAGAAUUAAAAGCGCUCAUUCCACCUUCACUUUUCUACUUUAACGAAUCACGAACAGAUCCCUUUCAAGGUCCUGGGUCCGCAUCUUUGGCUUCUGGUCAGUGCGAGAAGGAAGAGGAAGUAUCAAAACCUGGAGACCUUAUGAGCUGCCUCCCAGCAGACAUGCGUGCUGAGAACCUGAUGUGUUACAUUGGUCAUGAAGGUACUUACACGCCUAGCCACCGAGAGAUGUGUGCGACCCUCGGACAUAACAUAAUGGUGGAGGCAUCAAGUGGGCUCGUAGAGCAUGGAAAACGGACUAAACCAGGCUCGUCUAUCUGGUUUAUGACAGCAAGCAAGGACCGCGACGUUGUUUCCGAGUAUUGGAUGUCCACUCUAGGACAUGACCUUGAGAUAGAGGACCACUUCGCCCAGAUAAAUGCUUGGAAGGCGGCACCUUUCAAGACGUACAUCGUGGAGCAAAAGCCAGGUGACUUCAUCCUCAUACCUUCUCUUGCCGCUCACCAAGUUUGGAAUCGGGGAACCAGGACGGUGAAAGUGGCAUGGAAUCGCACUACUGUGGAAACCCUGGAAAUGGCCUUGAACGAAUCUCUCCAUAAAGCAAGAAUGGUUUGCCGGGAUGAACAAUAUAAGACCAAGGCAAUAGUGUUUUACUCACUUGAGCGUUACUCAAAGCUUCUCCGGGAUGCUCACGAAAACGGUGUCCGAUCCCAGAAGCUCCAGCAGUUGCAGAAAGAGUUUCAGCGACUAUACUCCCUAUAUACGCAGAUUCUUCUGUCGGAGAGUUUCUCAGAGAAUCUGCCGGGGGAGAAGAAUGUUGAGUUGCUUCCUUUCGAAGGGAACAUCACCUGUUCUUAUUGCCGGUGUAAUGUUUUUAAUAGAUUCCUCACGUGCCCAUGGUGUGUGGGAACGCUUUCUUCUUCAGAAGAAGAUAAUUAUGAUGUUUGCAUGGAAUGCUACGCUAUGGGUAGGAGCUGUGCUUGCAUCUCGAAGUUGAAAUGGGUUGAGCAAUUCCGCUGGAGCGAGCUCAUUGAAAAGCACGAACGCUGGAGGCAUCAGAUCAUCAGCUUUAGAGGCUUUGUUGAUGAUGGCUAUCAACCUCUUUCGGUAGAAAGAAAACGAUUGGGAAAGAAGACGCUUGCAGAAGUUUGUCAGGAGCAAUUGAGGAGGCGACCGUGGGUAGACAUCACUAAACCGCCAGCCAAAAGCAUGGUCGGCGAAGAAGCGGACGACCCCGAUGAUCCUGGCCGUCCUCGAAAACGCAGGAAAGUUCACAAAUCUGACAAGUGGCACAAGGAAAAUGGCAGUUGUCAUAUUUGCAAGGCUCCUGAUGCAUUAUGGAGACUGGCCUCUUGCUCCUGCAAUUUAAGCUAUUGCUAUGGUAGCUUGUUCAGAGCCUUUAACAUACAGCCCCAGAGCAUCAUGGAGAAAUUUGAAUGGACGUGUCCAAGAUGUCGGAAGAUUUGCAGUUGCGGGGCAUGUCGCAAAGACCCAUCUAUGACACCCUUCGAGCCCAUAUAUACUUCACUGGGCCAUGAUACAAAAAAGAUUGCAGACCCUCGAAGUGUCGAGAGUCUGGUUGACUUCCGGCAGUCGAAUAUCCGGUGGCUGAAGAAAACUGGCAACAGUACGUCGGAUUCUCGCCGCCUCAAACUACGGCGGAAAGAGGCUGAAAAGGACAAAAACCGUCUAGAGUUUUUGGACGAGCAUGGCAUUGAACUAGGACCCCCUAUUCCUAUCGAGAAGGGAAAUUCGCACCUCACGGACUAUGAAGACAUACCCGUCGAUCCAGCCCUGGAAUUAGAUACUGGAGUGAUUAGACUGUCUUCUGAAGGCGGGAGUGUAGAUUGA
Molecule: messenger RNA, 2286 nt
Organism: Monascus purpureus
Lineage: Eukaryota; Fungi; Ascomycota; Eurotiomycetes; Eurotiales; Aspergillaceae
Source: the annotation of a GenBank genome assembly